This is a messenger RNA of Sungouiella intermedia, 1539 nucleotides long. NCBI's taxonomy places the organism in Eukaryota, Fungi, Ascomycota, Pichiomycetes, Serinales, Metschnikowiaceae. The record is from the annotation of a GenBank genome assembly.
AUGGCUGAUCCAAAGUCUAGACUCACCCGCUGGGCAGGAACCAAGGCUCGAUUCACCGAAAUCAACGGACAGAAACUCGAUACCAUCAUUACUGGUCACUUAACCCAAGAACAGAUCGAUGCAUACCAGCAGUUUUUCAGAGUGGAGGAAAUCUCUGAAAUCCUUCGAAAGUCCACAGGACCAGGAAAAUCCAUUCUCCAUAAUCUCCCGUCGUACAACAUGGCCAAUUUUCAGAGAGAUCCUCAACCUGCUCCACAAUAUGACCAGCACGGAAACAGAACAAAUACACGAGAGGCACAGGUCAGAGAACUGCUCGAGAAGGAAAGACAUACAUUGGUGGAGAAAGCUGUUACGUCUAUCCACAACUAUGAUCCACCAGUCGAUUACAAGAAGCCAGCAAAAACUAGCGAAAAACUCUACAUUCCUAUUAAGGAUUACCCUGAUAUAAACUUUGUCGGAUUGCUAUUGGGUCCCAGAGGAAACACUCUCAGACAACUUCAGGAUGAUAGUGGAGCUAAAUUGGCUAUUAGAGGCAAAGGUUCUGUCAAGGAUGGAAAACUGAGCGAUCUAUCAGGAGCCAGAGGACCAGAAGAUGACUUGCACGUUUUGAUCACCGCAGAUACGAGUGCAAAGAUCAGCAAGGCCAUCAAGUUGACGAAUGAGGUCAUCGAGAAGGCAAUCUCGUCACCCGUUGGCCAGAACGAUCUCAAGAGAGACCAACUUCGAGAAUUGGCAGUGCUCAACGGUACAUUGAGAGAAACGAAGCCGUACGUUCCUCCAGAGAUCUUCAACCAGAGAAAGCAGCCAGGAAGAGAUGUGACACAAAUUAUUUGUCGCAUAUGUGGCAAUGUGGGUCAUUACUCUCGAGAUUGUAAGUUCAAAAACGAGCGUACCAACAGACCAGACAUCACUGAAAGAGAUGUGGAUUCCUACAGUCCCAAUCGUGGAGGCUCAUCCUAUGUCCCAAAGACUGAAGAGGAGCUUCCGCCUUGGAAACGUCAAAAAACAGAUCUGUGGAAUCCUCCUUAUGGAAUCAAUGGAGGUGCUCCACCUACUGGAAUGCAUCCACCACCAGGAUUUGUGGCACCAGGAUACCCUGCUACAUUCGCGGGCCAGUCUUCAGGUUCUAAUUACGCUUUAGGCUCAGAUUACCCUGGCGUCAACCCUCUGGUUCCCCCACUGGCUCCACCACCUUCAACACACGGUUUUCCACCAGGAAUUACGCACCCACCACCACCACCUCUUGGAUUCGCACCUCCUCCACCCAUUCCUCAGAAUCCUCCACCUUCAGUGUCUAUCCCUGCACCUCCUCCACCUAUUCCUCAGAAUCCUCCGUCUAUCCCUGCACCUCCCCUGGUUGUUCCUGCUCCCUCACAUACUAUCCCUGCCCCUCCACCGUCAAAACCUGUCGUGCCACCUGCUCCUCCAGGAUCCAUACCGCCUCCACCUCCAGCCGCAUCGCAACCCCCACCACCUCCAAAUUCGACCAAACUGGCUCCACCUACAAAUCCUACAAAGCCUCCACCUCCUCAGAAUUAG